GUAUUGGAGCGCAUCCGCUUUGACAGUCGAAUCAUCUGGCUAUUGUUGAUAAUUGGUAAUCCAAACAUAAUAUUUAUAUGCGGGAUCGCUGCUGUCCACCUCCUCAUUGCUAACUAUGUAAAGUGACUCAGUAUAUAUGUGUGCUAUUGGAAUAGUCUUACAACAAAUACAUCUGCAGGCUUCCUUGAUGUAAAUAAAUGAUUAAUCCGGGACCUUCCAGCUCUGUGGUUAGCCAAAAAGGUUACCACAACGAUAAGGGCACUCCCUUGUUCUUUGUGAUGAUGAGGUUCAACAUCAAGAUUGUGCUCUGUUUAUGUGUCAUUGCUGUAUUUACAACACUUUCACUGUGGACUCGUUGUGGAGACUAUGGGACAGAGUGGUCCCGCAGACCAAUAUAUGUGGAUACAGCCAACAAGGCCAAUGAGAUCCAAGGCACUGAGGAACUUGACUGUGUCAUUAAUGGGGAUUACACAAUAGGAUGCAGGAAGGAAGGUGGAGAAGUUUAUAUUCCAUUCUCAUUCAUACACAACUACUUUGAGAUCUAUGGGAAAUUGGCUACUUAUGAUGGAGUGGAGAGAUUUGAGUGGACACACAGUGUGGGCAAGGUUUACCAUCCGAAGGGGAAGUAUGAGCCCAGUGGUGUUUUUAUGCAUUUUGAGAAUUUCAAUGUGGAGGCCAGGGAUAGGGUGAAAUGCGUGAGCGCGUUGAACGGUGUUCCAAUUUCCACGCAGUGGGAAAGUAAUGGGUACCAUUACCCAACACAGAUCGCGCAAUUUGGAUUGGCGCAUUACAGCAAGAAUCUGACGGAACCCGAACCGAGACGAAAAAACAUCGAGGACGGUGAUAAGGAAUUGGGGAAAUGGGUAGUUCCGAAUGGUAGCAACAUAAUCAGGAACUACGACGAUUCAGCAAUGAGCAAAGUCAUGAAUUUCACCACUCUGGAUAGUUUUAGCAGCGGUGUCAGACUGAAGAUGGACCACGUUUUAGACUUUGUUAUGAGUCUCAGUAUUGCUCUUAGUCCAAACAGCAGUUUCACGGUGAUCCUUCAAAAUCGCGAGAAACAAGGCAUUUACAAUUUGCAUUAUGUAGCUUCAGAUAUUUUAAUCACUGCUCAGGAAGAGAACAUUUACCAUGGAAUUGGCACAUCCGAGAAUUGGGUGCGCAUAACAAGGGAUUUAAUAAUAGACUUACAGAAAGGUCUGAACUACCUCAACAAAGACAAAUCCAUUAAGCACAGACUGCCUAGGUCUAAAUUGAAGAUAAUAGGCGUGGUGAUGCGAGGUCGCGGGGCGAUCGACAAUUUCACUUUAUCUUCGUCGGAACAUAUCCUGCAGUUCUACGAUUCCGCCGAGUGGUUUCUGAAGAAUCAGGAGCCGAAGUCGGGAGGUUGGAGUAUCCAGGUGAAGAGGAAACUGAGCGCGGGCUUCCAGACUCUAGAACCUGGAUGGUAUUCGGCCAUGGGUCAAGGGCAGGCGAUUAGCGUUCUGGCAAGAGCGUACUUCCAUUCCGGUGGAGAUGAAAGGUACUUGAACGCGGCUGUGCUAGCGUUGAAACCGUUCCGAGUGCCCAGUUGGCAGGGCGGCGUUUUGGCCACGUUCAUGAAUAAAUUCAGGUGGUACGAGGAGUACCCCACGAAACCGGCGAGCUUCGUAUUGAACGGAUUCAUUUAUUCAUUGCUCGGUCUUUACGACUUGAUGAUCAUGGCACCCCCACCGCAAGCCAAGGAGGCGGAGCUGCUGUUCGAAGAGGGCAUGGUUUCUUUAAAAAACAUGCUCAUGUUCUACGACAUGGGCAGCUCCACGGCCUACGAUCUCAGGCACAUCACACUAGGAAUUGCUCCUAAUUUAGCCAGAUGGGAUUACCAUGUAACUCACAUCAACCAGCUGUUACUCCUUUCCACAUUGGACAAUGAACCCAUCUUCCAGCAAACGGCGGAACGAUGGAUUGCGUACAUGAGCGGAAAACGAGCCGCCCACAAUUGAACGAACAGCAAAGCACAUCUAGAAUAAUCCAGACCAGUUAUUUUCGACGUUAUGUAAAUUAGCAACAAUUGACAAUCAGAUUGGAAGUCAUUGUAAGUAGAGACAGGAUCUUGCGUUUCCGAGCUUUGAUUUCAAACACGAAGGAGGCGGCGAAGGUGAGUUUCGAUUGAAGCACGCUAUUCUUAUCUAUACAUAAAAUAUAUACACUAUUAGUAUUUAACAAAAACAAACAAAAAAAGAGUAAAUAAGAAUGGGGAAA
Molecule: messenger RNA, 2241 nt
Organism: Nicrophorus vespilloides
Lineage: Eukaryota; Metazoa; Arthropoda; Insecta; Coleoptera; Silphidae
Product: D-glucuronyl C5-epimerase
Exons: 3
Coding region: 198-1982 (594 amino acids)
Biological process (GO): heparan sulfate proteoglycan biosynthetic process
Cellular component (GO): Golgi apparatus
Molecular function (GO): heparosan-N-sulfate-glucuronate 5-epimerase activity
Source: RefSeq, a predicted model, not a curated record